Closterium sp. Yama58-4 is the source of this 2508-nucleotide messenger RNA. The record is from the annotation of a GenBank genome assembly. NCBI's taxonomy places the organism in Eukaryota, Viridiplantae, Streptophyta, Zygnematophyceae, Desmidiales, Closteriaceae.
AUGGAGUGGGGUGGGGACGAUGAGGACCUCUCUCUCUUCGACGCAGACGAUGACGAUUUCCGCGAAGCUGCCGAAGUGCGGCCGGCCCUCCUAACUUCGAUCGCCCGGCCGGCGGCGCCCUCCGCGCAGCCCGCCGCCGCAACUCCUGCCGAGAUUCUCGCCGCAGUUCCCGUUCUGGCGACUUCCGAACCAGCCGCACCGUCGAAAUCGGAUUAUAUUCCUGGAGCAGCUCCGAAGCUGACUGACAGUCAGGGUCGGGUUGGGGAGGCUCGGAUUGGCGAGGAUCGGAUUGGGAAGGUUGAGAUUAGCGCAAGUGGGGCAGGCGGAACAAGCGGAGUAGGCGGAGGGGAAGCGGGGGAAGGUGGGGGAAGGGAGGGAGAAAGCGGUGCAGUGGGGGAGAGUGGGAUUGGAAGGGAUGCAGAGGAGGAUGAAACGGACGGAGAGGGCGGCGAAAAGGAAGAGACCGGGUUGGAUGGAGAAGAGGAGGACGCGAGUGGGUUGUCGCACGCGGGAUUUGCUAAUAACGGAGCAGAUCCUAGCGGGGCUGCUGCUACUAACGAGGGGUCUGCUAACGAGGAUGAAUCGGAGCAGGAAACGGGCGAGCGGGAAGGAGAAGAGGAGAGCAAACUCGCCCCCAUAGGGGGGACUCCUUCCACAGCAGGGAUUUCCUCAAAUCCCUCCACAGGGGGGAUUGCCGCAGCAACCCCAGAUGCAGGUACCCUCAAGGAAGGUUUUCUGCGGCAGGUGGAUGAGUGGAAGGCUGCUUUGGCCCGGGAGAAGGAUGCCAGAGUGGCAGCAGAGGAGCAGGCGAAACGGGCAGAAAGAAAGGCUUCUUGCGCGGCUGAAGAAGCUGCCCGGGCAGCAGACGGGCAGCGGCGGGCAGAGGCUGAACGGGCAGAGAUGGAGAGAACGAAAGCUGAGAUGCUGAAAAAGCUGCGGCAUAUAGUAGAGGAGGCUGUGAAGAGAAAGAAGGAGGCUGAGGAGGAGAAAACCGUUGCCGAAGCUGCCGCCGCAGCUGCGGUGAAGGAUCGGAACGAGGCUCGAAAAGAGCGGGACGAGGCUCGGAGCGAGAGAGAUGGGGCCGUUCAGGAGAAAGAGCGGGCUGUGAGGGAAAGAGAGGCGGCUAUCAGUAAACUGGAGCGGCUUAUAAAGGAGCGAGAUGUGGCGGUAAGGGAGCGGGAGAGUGCGGUGAAAGAUAUUACGAAACGGUUGAGUAGUGAGAGGGAUGCUGCAGUGAAGGAGCGAGAGGUGGCAGUGUUACAGAGGGGGGCGGCUGUAAGGCAUGUAGAGGCUGUGGAGGGGAGUGUGCGGCGUGCUGUGGGGAAACUGGGGAGGGAGGCGGAGCGCAUUGAGCGGAUGUUUGAAGGGAUGAUUAGUGUCAAGAUGGGUGAGGGGAAGAUGGGUGAGGGGAAGAUGGGUGAGGGGAGGAGAAGUGAGGGAGAAGUGGAGGGAAGGAGUGGUGGUGAUUGUGGUGGUGAAGGAAUGAGUAACUCCGGUACCGGCACCGCCACUAAGUCAGUGCGACGGCAGCGAGAGGAGAUGGAGGAGAGAGCAGUUGCAAUGGCUGUAGAGGUGUCUCAGUUAGAGUCUGAUGUUGUUGAUGCAAAGAGAGAGGUUGAGAGAGUGAGAAAGGAAGGGGAGGAGGAGGUGGAGCGAGUGAGAAAGGAGGGGGAGAGGAGGGUGGAGGAGGAGGGAGGAGGGGAGAGGUGGAGGGCGGCUGGAGGAGGCGGAGAGGAGAAGAGUGGGGAAGAGAAGGAAGGGAAGGAAGGCAAGGAUAGAGAGGAGGAGGAGGAAGUGCAGGAGGGUUUGGAGGGGAUUAGAUGGGUGGAAAGACGGUUAGAGGAGGCUGAGAAGGCUGUAAGCGAUUGGAGGAGCAAGGAGAGAGAGGCGCAGAGCCGUGCCAUCAGUGCUGAAACGAAGCUGGCAGGCAAGGAGAGGGAGAUAGAGCUGUUGCAACAGCAUGUGGAAGAGGAGAGGAGGGAGAGGAAGGAGGAGAUGGAAAAGAGCAGGCACGAGUUGCAGCAGGUGGAAGGGGCAUUGCGCAAGGAGAGGGAAGCUGGGAGGAGAUUGAGAGAGGCGUUGGAGGGGUCGGAGAGAGAGGGGACGCGGGCAGCAGAGCAGAUCACGGCACUCCAGGCGAGUCUGGCUGAGUGUGAGGCGGAGGCGGGCAGAUGGCGAGAAGCGGCCAAGGAGGAGGCAGCAGCGGGCAGUGCAGUGGCUGAAGAGAUGGAGGAGAUGCGAGGGCAGCUUCUCACAUUGGAGGGUGAAGCAGAGAAGUGGCAGAGGGCAGCAGAGGAAGCACAAGCCAUGCUGGCAUCACGCGAUGAGCUGGCAGCAGCAGCAGUUGCCGCCCGGGAAGCAGCGGAGCGCUCGCUCCGGGCGGCGGAUAGGCGGGUGGCGGAGCUGCGGGAACGAGUGGAGGAAUUGCAGCAGCAGCUAGAAGACGAAACGACCCACCGUAGCGGAACGAGGGGGUAUCGCUUGGAAGCCAUGUCGAGACCUGCAUAA